This is a messenger RNA of Entrophospora sp. SA101, 1992 nucleotides long. The record is from the annotation of a GenBank genome assembly. NCBI's taxonomy places the organism in Eukaryota, Fungi, Glomeromycota, Glomeromycetes, Entrophosporales, Entrophosporaceae.
AUGAGAGUAUGGAAGAAGUUGCUUCUUGCUUGUGGCCGAGCUAAUGGCGAUAUUGAAAUAUGGGAGCCGAAAGAACGUUGGAAUUUACAAAAAACGAUCCCAGGUAUGGUUAAUACCACUGUAGAAACUCUUGUUUGGAUAAAUCGUAAAUCAUCGUCACCAUCAACCAAAACAUCCUCUUCUAAUCAAUCACCUAGACUUUUUUCCGGAAGUUUAAAUGGAUUAAUAAUAGAAUGGGAUUUAAUAAAGUUGAAAAUGAAGAAAUCAGCAGAUUCAUUAGGAGGUGCUGUAUGGUGUAUGAAACCAAAUUAUGCAAAUACAAUGUUGGCGAUAGGAUGUGAAGAUGGCAGCAUAAGGAUUUUUGGUAUAUCUGAUGAUGAUGAGGAAGAAGACUUAAGAUUGAUUAAGGUUUUUACCAGAAUAAAUGCUAAAGUUAUUUCACUAGAUUGGGGUUAUGAUGAUAAAUAUCUUGUAAGCGGAUCAUCAGAUGGUAUAAUAUCUAAAUGGGAUGUUGAUAAAGGUAGAUGUGAUCAAAGGAUGACUGCAGAAACUUCAAAAGGAUCCGAGACAAUUAUUUGGGCAGUCAAAAUACUCAAAGAUGAGAUAAUCGUUAGUGGUGAUUCACUUGGAAAUGUGCAAUUUUGGGAUGGAAAGAUGGGUACAAUGUUACAAACAUUUAAAAUUCACGAAGCUGAUGUACUCUGUCUUGAAACAAAUCGUUCAGGGACAGAGGUUUUUUCAAGCGGCGUAGAUCGUAAAUGUUGUUUAUUUCGUUAUGUUGAUCUAUCAUUGGAGUCAACUUCUGAUGAUGCAGAUCUUGAUUCGAUUAUGAGUUUGGAUGAUUCAACAAAUAUUAAUCACAUUAAGAAUCUAACUGAACAAUGGGUUUCUGUUGGAUAUCGUCGUCAACAUUCUCAUAAUGUUGGAGCACUUGCUUAUUUUGAAGAUCAAGAUUUUCAAGUCUUGGUAUCUGGGGGUGUAGAUACGACAUUAUCAGUAUCUCCAAGAGCCGAUUUUCCUCAUAAUAAAUUUCGCCAUUUACCAUUCACUCCCCAAAAACCUUUAAUAUGUUUAUCAAAGUCAAAACAGUUGUUGAUGUUUCGUUCUGACAAUAGUAUAAAGUUAUGGAGAUUGGGAAAAGAACCCCAACAAGCCGUUUUAGAAAUGACUCUUAAAUGUGAUAGUAAUCUUUGUGCAAGUGCAAUUUCUCAAGAUGGCGAAUGGAUUGCAGUUUCUGAUAUAACACGUGUGAAGUUAUUUAGAGUUGUUGAUGAUAACAUGAAUGAUUCAGGAGGACUGGUUGUUCGUAAAAUAAAUUUUCCAAAAAUUGAUCAAGAAUAUAUUGGAGCUCAUCACCUUUUAUUUACUCCUGAUAAUAGAAAAUUGAUAGUGGUAUUGAAUGACUGCCGGAUAAUUAUUUUUGGAUUAGAUAUUUCAAGACGUAAUAACAAAAUAGAAAUCUUAACACAAUUUAAGCAAAUUCAAAACGAGCAAGAAAAAGGUUCGAUAACUUCAAUUGCUAUUAGUAAUGAUAGUUUAUGGUUGGCAUGUGGCGAUGAGUUGAAUAGAAUACGAAUUUUUAAUUUGGAAAAACUAAAAUAUCAUUCAACACUUCCAAUAUUUUCAUCAAAACAUACAUCUUUAACAUUUGAUCCAUUUGAAUCAAUCCUGGUUAUCACAUUAACAAACAACAUAUUUUAUCUUUGGAAUAUAAUUGACCACGAAUUAACAAAUUGGUCACGACAAUACUCGAACUGUUUACCUGACAAGUUUCUUCGCCUUCAGGAUAAGAUAAUCGGUUGCACUUUCAAUCCUACUAAUAAUAAAAUCAUGAUUUUAUGGACAAGCAGAUAUUUUUGUUUUAUUGAUUUCAGUAAAAAGGUCAAAUCUAAGUUGAAUUUGUUUUAUGGUCACGUAAUUGUGGAAAAAACACUGGUUGAUAUUCUAGAACAAUUACCGCCUGCUUUCUAUGUUUCAAAAUAUGGCACAUGA